Thunnus maccoyii (southern bluefin tuna) is the source of this 1083-nucleotide messenger RNA. It is a transcript of the gene ifi30a, whose product is annotated as IFI30 lysosomal thiol reductase. Gene Ontology annotation, cellular component: lysosome. The transcript is spliced from 7 exons. The record is from RefSeq and is a predicted model, not a curated record. The coding region runs from base 122 to 895 and encodes 257 amino acids. Gene Ontology annotation, molecular function: oxidoreductase activity, acting on a sulfur group of donors, disulfide as acceptor. NCBI's taxonomy places the organism in Eukaryota, Metazoa, Chordata, Actinopteri, Scombriformes, Scombridae.
CUGCACGGGGAAGCACCGGUGCUGUAUUUAAAGUUGUAUCAUGCAGUAGUUUGUGGGUCAUUGUCGUGUUACUGCUAACUUACACUAAGUGUCAAACGUAAAUCCUGCACUGCAACUGAAGAUGAAGGCAUCUCUGCUGCUGAUUUUGACUGUUUAUUUGCACAUUCAGUCCGGCGGCGGCAAUCUGUUCUCUUCAUGCACCUACCCUCCAUCACAGUGGUGCUCAUCUCUGGACACAUCUAUCCAGUGCGGGGUUUUAAAGCAGUGCCUUGAGACUAACAUCACCAGGUCCCGUCAGGAAGCAGCCCCUGUCGAGGUGGGGCUUUACUAUGAGAGUCUGUGUCCCGGCUGCAGACAGUUUUUCGUUGGGAUGCUCUUCCCCACCUGGAUCAUGCUGGCUGACAUCAUGGCCGUGACACUGGUGCCCUAUGGGAAUGCACAGGAGAAACCUGACGGACAGAAGUAUGUGUUCGAGUGCCAGCAUGGAGAACAGGAGUGUCUAGGCAACAUGAUUGAGACUUGUGUAAUGAACAUAUCUCGGUCUUCCCCCUGGAUAAUCAACUGUAUGGAAAGCUCCAGUGAUGUCAUCAAUUCAGCCAAGACUUGUGCAGAACUCUUCGACCCUAAGUUGAACUGGGACAGCGUCAUGAGCUGUGUGAAGGGGGAUCUGGGAAACCAUCUGAUGCAUCAGAAUGCUUUGAUGACCGAAGGCUUGAAACCUGCACACGAAUAUGUGCCCUGGGUGACCAUUAAUGGGGAGCACACAGAGGAGCUGCAGAACAAAGCCAUGUCUUCUCUCUUCGUCUUGGUCUGCGACCUGUACAAGGGCCCCAAGCCGGAGGUCUGUGGAGGAGAACGCCGGAACCACUACAAAAGCUACUGCCACAAUGAGUGAAGGAGCAGUACUGCACAUGCCUUUAUGGUGCUGUGUUCCAGGUGUGGCCACUGAAUAAGGAACACUGAGGAAUGUCUUCAAAUAUUUUUUUAAUCUGUGAUUUUAUAAUCUGUUUCUAUAAAGGGAAGAAUUAUGAUCAUUUCACUUUAUAAUUUGCAAAAUAUAAACACAAUUUACUUUCUGAAAAA